CUCGAAGAUGGCGGCGCCGUUCACGCGUCUGGUCCUCGGUAUCUACCUUCAUCUCGUUACGUAGUGACGUGCAGUGUUUUGGUUGAGGAGAAGUUGCAGCUCCAUCCCCUUCCACUUGAACCAACUUUUACCCCUUUUACUGGGAAUUCUCACUUGGAAAACUUUAUAGAACUGAGGGGAGACUCCACACGUCAUUAUUUUGCUUAGGUGUUGUUUCAUCCAGCUCGAUGUUUCGGUAGAGGAUGAGUCGUGCUGGAAUAUGAAGCUCUCUGGGUGGAUGGUGUAGCGCUAACGCUUAGCUACGUUUACACCCGAUACGGAGUGUGUGUGUGUGUCUCUGCACUUACUGAUCCACAUCAUACUUCAUCAUCCUGCACUGCCUGUGGAAGUGUCGCUCCCCUCCGUCGCCUGUUGUCAUGGCGCCCAAGGACAUCAUGACCAAUUCACACGCCAAGUCCAUCCUGAAUGCCAUGAACGCCCUGAGGAAGAGCAACACUCUGUGUGACAUCACCCUGAGGGUGGAGAACACAGACUUUCCCGCACACCGCAUCGUGCUGGCUGCGUGUAGUGAUUACUUCUGUGCCAUGUUCACUAGUGAGCUGGCAGAGAAAGGGAAGUCCUUUGUGGAUAUUCAGGGUCUCACAGCCUCCACCAUGGAGAUCCUGUUGGACUUUGUUUACACAGAGACGGUGUUGGUUACUGUAGAGAAUGUGCAGGAGCUGCUUCCUGCUGCCUGCCUGCUCCAGCUUAAAGGUGUGAAGAGGGCUUGCUGUGAUUUUCUCAACAGUCAGCUAGACCCAUCCAACUGUCUGGGCAUCCGAGACUUUGCAGAGACACAUAACUGCGUGGACCUGAUGCAGGCAGCAGAUCUUUUCUCGCAGAAGCACUUUUCCGAGGUGGUGCAGCAUGAAGAGUUCAUGCUCCUCAGUCAGAGCGAAGUUGAAAAGCUCAUCAAAUGUGAUGAGAUUCAGGUGGACUCUGAGGAGCCAGUGUUUGAGGCAGUGUUAAAUUGGGUAAAGCACAACAGGAAGGAACGAGAGCCAUACCUGGCAGACAUGCUGGAAUAUGUGCGCAUGCCUCUGCUCACGCCACGCUACAUCACUGACGUCAUCGACUCUGAGCCUCUUAUUCGUUGUAGUCUAGCCUGCCGAGACCUUGUGGAUGAAGCCAAGAAGUUUCACCUGAGGCCCGAGUUACGCAGUGAGAUGCAGGGGCCUCGAACGCAACCCAGACUAGGUGCCAAAGAAGUGCUGUUGGUGAUCGGUGGGUUUGGCAGUCAGCAGUCACCCAUUGAUGUUGUGGAGAAAUAUGAUCCCAAAACCCAGGAGUGGAGUUUUCUACCUAACAUUGCACGGAAACGCCGCUAUGUUGCCACUGUUGCCCUCAAUGACCGUGUGUAUGUGAUUGGAGGCUAUGAUGGUCGGUCACGUCUCAGUUCAGUCGAGUGUUUGGACUACACGGCAGAUGAAGAUGGAGUUUGGUACACCGUCGCCACAAUGAACGUUCGACGAGGCCUGGCAGGAGCAACUACGCUAGGAGAUAUGAUUUACGUGGCUGGGGGUUUUGACGGCAGUCGGCGGCACACCAGCAUGGAGAGAUACGACCCGAACAUUGAUCAGUGGAGCAUGCUGGGGGAUAUGCAGACAGCCAGAGAAGGAGCUGGGCUUGUAGUGGCCAGUGGUCUCAUUUACUGCUUGGGUGGUUAUGAUGGUUUGAACAUCCUUAAUUCGGUGGAACGCUAUGACCCACACACCGGUCACUGGACUAGCGUCACUCCCAUGGCUAACAAACGUUCAGGGGCAGGGGUGGCUCUGCUAAAUGACCACAUUUACGUAGUUGGAGGAUUUGAUGGUACGGCUCACCUGUCCUCUGUAGAGGUAUACAAUAUCCGGACAGACUAUUGGACUACUGUGGCACCCAUGACCACUCCACGCUGCUAUGUUGGAGCCACCGUGCUUAGGGGACGACUGUACGCCAUUGCAGGAUAUGAUGGCAACUCCCUGCUCAGCAGUAUCGAGUGUUACGACCCUGUACUGGACAGCUGGGAGGUAGUGACCUCCAUGGCUACACAACGCUGUGAUGCAGGGGUUUGUGUGCUCAGAGAAAAAUGAAAACAUGGCUGCCAGACACUAAGCAGGCAAAGACUCACUGGAAUUGGUUUUUGGAGUAUUGAUUGGCAGCUAACACCUAUGGACUGGUCUACUAUGUUGCCAUGACUAUGUGCCACGUGUAUUAGCAUGGAAGAGGAAGCAACCUGGAAACACAGAUCACAUGAACACCCCUUUUAUUAUUAUGCUGUAGUUUUACCUUCAGACCUUAGUUGUGUUGCCAUGCUUGUGAUGGGCACACUGUGUUGUCUGCGAAAAUGUCUGCACUCUCCAUCCAUUACCCUGUGGUUUUGUGGUGUCUGAGGUUAUCUGUGAGGUUCAUGUGGAUGAAGUCUACGAAGUGCAAUAUUUUAAACUACUGAUGUGUUAAAGACUAAAAAUGCAGAAGAACACUAUAAUGUGUGCUUCAGCAGUUGCUGCUUUUAUACCUUAUUGCCCUUGUGGGCAAAUAUUUCAACACAUCACACCACAGGCCUCCUGGCUUUGCUACAUAGGAAUACAAGGUAUGAUUGAAAAUAUGGACAUGUUAGGAUUGUAAAGGAAGACAUCACUGCUUCUGACUGGAAAUGAACAAUGUACAAGGUUUCCAUGUUGGCACCAAUAUGUCUUCACUGUCCUUUCCUGCUUUCCUGGUCUCCCAGCCUGUAUGAAGAGAAGUAAGAACCCUGCUCAUUGCCUCACAUUUAAAGGUACAGUAAGUAGAAAUAAAUAAAUGUUAAGAAAAUAUUAUUAACACUACUAGAAGUCUGGAAUAGUUUCUUUCUUUUUUUUUUAAUGAAGGAAGUUUCAAACCUUUUCCACAGUUAUGUGACCAGCUUUGUUUCAUAGCUAAGAUGCUAGCAAUGAAUAAUAAAAAAUAUGUGGGGGAAAAGUUACUUGGUGUACCUUUAAAUCAUUGGGCUUGCCAUACAGUGAACACCACUAUCAUGUUUGUACUGUGUAUUAAGCCUUUUUUUUCAGUUUAAGUGCUUUUAAACGUGAAUCUGAAUGAAUGUAUGGAUUUACUUAAAUGUUUGUUAAACACAGAUUUCAAAUAUCUGUUAAUUAUUUGUAUUAUUAUGAACAAAAAUGCUCAUUUUUAUGAGUGACCAAUGACAUUUGCUGUUGUGUAAUGUUUUGCGAUAUGUAUGGUGCCAGGACUGACAUAAUUGUAAGUUGAAUAGUUUACCACCAAGUGUAAUAAAAUGUCUGUACAUCA
This is a messenger RNA of Pangasianodon hypophthalmus (striped catfish), 3306 nucleotides long. RefSeq names its product kelch-like protein 12. Lineage: Eukaryota; Metazoa; Chordata; Actinopteri; Siluriformes; Pangasiidae. The record is from RefSeq and is a predicted model, not a curated record. Bases 417 to 2111 code for a protein of 564 amino acids. The transcript is spliced from 12 exons. Gene Ontology annotation, molecular function: protein binding.